Molecule: messenger RNA, 1125 nt
Organism: Meloidogyne enterolobii
Lineage: Eukaryota; Metazoa; Nematoda; Chromadorea; Rhabditida; Meloidogynidae
Source: the annotation of a GenBank genome assembly
AUGAGUGAAUUAGCAGCAGAUGAUCAGCCAGCAUUUAUAAUUAAUUUAGGGGAUAAUUUUUAUAUGAAUGGGGUAAAAAAUAUUAAUGAUGAACGUUUUCAAAAAACAUUCGAAGAUGUUUAUGAAGAAAAAACACUUGGUGUUCCUUGGUUUUCAAUUCCUGGUAAUCACGAUUAUCAUGGAAAUAUACAAGCCGAAAUUGAUUAUACAAAUAGGAGUACUAGAUGGACAUUCCCUGGUAAAAAUGCUAAUGAACCUUGGUAUAAAAUUAGAUAUGAAUUUGGAGCUAAAAAAUUAAAAACAACAAUUUCCCUCGAUUUUCUUAUGAUUGAUACUGUUCAACUUUGUGGUAUGACAGAAGAUGUUGUUGGCGAUAGAAUAAUAAAUUGGGUGUUUAGUGAAUCAAGAAAUAGCAAUCCACAUACACCAAUUCCAGAUAAAGAAUCUUUUGCUGGACAACAAAAAGAUUGGAUUAUUGGGGAAUUAAAUAAAUAUAUAAGUUCUCCUUCAAGUGCAACAUAUGUUUUUGUUGCUGGACAUUAUCCAAUAUAUUCAGUUGGUAGACAUGGUUCAUUUUAUGAAUGUUUAAAAGAUCUGGAUUUAAAAAUGAAAGAAGCUAAAAUUUCUGCUUAUUUAAGUGGACAUGACCAUAAUUUGCAACAUUUAAUUGUUGAAAAUGAUAAUAAAAUUUUAAAUUAUAUUGUUUCUGGUGCUGGAGCAGCAACUGAUAGAAGUCAGCAUCAUUGGGAUGAAUUUAGUAAAAAUGAAGGAGCUAAAGUUUUAGUACAUUACCCAGCAGAACAUUGGUGGUGGAAAGCAGAUGAAUGGUUUAGUAUGUCAACUGGUGGCUUUAUUCAAGCAAAAGUUAAAAAAGAUGAAUUAAUUCUUUCCUUUUAUUCUGGGAAAGGUUCAGUAUGUUUGGGAAAUAUUCCAGUAAUUGGAAAAUGGUUGGGAGGUUCAAGUGGCCCUCAAAAUGCAAAUUGUAAAACUUUAAUUCACCAAACAAAACUAUGUCCAUUACAAAAUUCUGAAGAUUGUAUUAAUAAACAAAAAGAAGAAAAAGCUCAAAGUAAAGCUGGUUGGCUAUUUAAUGGAAAAAAUUUAUGGUGUCUUUAUUUAUGUUGA